AGCUCUGAGAAGCUACCACACACACACACACGCACCGCGCACGAACGCACGCGCGCACCCCCUGAAGGCCAGCUGCCUGUGCCCGUGCGCCGUCUCGCCGGAGCUUGGCGUUGGAACGAGACCGGGAGCUUGCGGGCUUCGCGUACGUUACACGAGCUCUCAGCUGGUUCUCCGGCCGGGCUUGCUUGUUUGGCCGUGCGCAGCGCGCCGAGUGACAUGACGACGAGCCAGGACGUGGUUGUUUCGGAGAUGGGCAUUGGGGCGGGUGGGGCGGCCAUGCCGGGCUCCGGCGCCGCGGGCCUCUUCGCGUGCCGCAGCGCCGCCAGCGCCGGAGCCAUGUCCAUGCGGCAGACGUACCGCGACCUCGCCGCCGCCGCCUCGCGCUCCGCGAACUGCACAUGGGCCGAGCUCGAGGCCAUGCGCGCCGCCUCGCCCACCCGCUCCCGCCCCGGCACCGACGUCGACGAGCUCACGGCCUGGAUGAGGAAGCACCCGUCGGCGCUAGGCAAGUUCGAGCAAAUCGCCAGCGCGUCCAAGGGGAAGAAGAUCGUCAUGUUCCUGGACUACGACGGCACCCUCUCGCCCAUCGUCGCCAACCCCGACGCCGCCUACAUGAGCGACGCGAUGAGGGAGGCGGUGCGCGACGUUGCCAAGCACUUCCCGACGGCGAUCGUGAGCGGGCGGUGCCGCGACAAGGUGCACAACUUCGUCGGCCUCUCCGAGCUGUACUACGCCGGCAGCCACGGCAUGGACAUCAAGGGGCCAGGCUCCAAUCCGGAGUCUGUGCUGUGCCAACCUGCAAGCGAGUUCCUCCCCAUGAUCGAUGAGGUGUACAAGGUGCUUGUGGAAAAGACGAAGUCCACACCUGGAGCCAAGGUGGAGAACAACAAGUUCUGCCUGUCCGUCCACUUCAGAUGUGUGGAUGAAAAGAGAUGGAACUUCUUGGCUGAGCAGGUCAAGGCCGUGAUCAAGGACUACCCCAUGCUGAAGCUCACCCAAGGGAGGAAGAUCUUGAUCAAGAUCGGAACCUCCAUUUGUUUACAGGUCUUCGAGCUCCGGCCCAGCAUUAUGUGGGACAAGGGCAAGGCGCUGGAGUUCUUGCUUGAAUCGCUAGGAUUCGCCAGCUGCAGCGACGUCCUGCCGGUGUACAUCGGCGACGACCGCACCGACGAGGACGCCUUCAAGGUGCUGAGGAAGAGGGGCCAGGGCGUGGGGAUCCUGGUGUCCAAGUGCGCCAAGGAGACCAGCGCGUCCUACUCGCUGCAGGACCCGGCGGAGGUCAUGGAGUUCCUGCUCCGGCUGGUGGACUGGAAGCGGAGGUCGUCGGCGCCGCCCAUGGUCCGGCCGCGGGUGUAACCCCGGCCGGCCCACCAGCUAUAGCCUAGCACAGAUCCAAGACGCCGGUCGGGUCGACCACCGGUCAAUCCAGCUCGUCGCGAUCGGUGUCCCGUCAUGCCAACACUACCCCACCCCCACCCCACCCCACCCCGCCCAAGUUUUCUCUGAUGGUUCUCUGGUGGCCUCCGGAGCGGACCCUGCGGUGGUUACGUGCAUGUUCUUCGGUCGAGCCCCCGUGGAAAACGAUCGGAGGCCCACGCAGCUCGCUCGCUCGCUUGCUCCCGAACAGCACGCCUUGUGCUGGGGGCUGCAGCAGCUACCAUGCAUAUAACACAGUGACCGACCGACCGUGUCUACCUAGCCACUACUGCUGGUCUACUAGUACUCUACUGUACUCCCUUGUUGUUUUUUGUCCCACGGGCUCGGAAGGCACAUGCAAAGCUACCUGCCGUUCCCAGACCCGGCCGGCCUUGACGAGAAAGAAGGUUCUCCGUGUUAUUCACCCAUGUAACUAGCUAGGAUCGCCCUCUGUCCAGCGUUCAAUUGUCGUCUAUGUAAAAUGCAGUAAUGGAAUCAGUUAACAGUGAUUAUUUCCUACUA
Molecule: messenger RNA, 1938 nt
Organism: Triticum aestivum (bread wheat)
Lineage: Eukaryota; Viridiplantae; Streptophyta; Magnoliopsida; Poales; Poaceae
Product: probable trehalose-phosphate phosphatase 4
Exons: 9
Coding region: 217-1356 (379 amino acids)
Biological process (GO): trehalose biosynthetic process
Molecular function (GO): trehalose-phosphatase activity
Source: RefSeq, a predicted model, not a curated record